Nerophis lumbriciformis (worm pipefish) is the source of this 1925-nucleotide messenger RNA. RefSeq names its product alpha-(1,3)-fucosyltransferase 7-like. NCBI's taxonomy places the organism in Eukaryota, Metazoa, Chordata, Actinopteri, Syngnathiformes, Syngnathidae. Gene Ontology annotation, molecular function: alpha-(1->3)-fucosyltransferase activity. Gene Ontology annotation, cellular component: membrane. The record is from RefSeq and is a predicted model, not a curated record.
AAAGUCCGGGCCAUCAUCUUUCUAAUUGGUUGGUGGAAUGUGACGUCGAGAAGACACAACCAGUUUGGUUCGUGGUAAAAACAGGAACAAGUCAUCGCUGUGAAUAGAUUAUGUCCGUAGUCCAAAAAGAUUUGAAGACUUCACAGGACUGCAACCAUCCCAGAGAGGUCACAUCUGCCUCAAUGAAGAAGUACAUCUUCCUCUGCAUCCUCAGCGUUCUAACGCUGGUUCCUCUUUACGUCUGGCUGAUAGGAUACUCGUCCCCAGCAGUUUCCUUGUCCGACAACUCAGAACAACGCAACGUGACCAUCCUUCUGUGGCACUGGACCGCUGAACGUGUUAGGGCUAUCAGCCAGAACAUGUGCUGGGAACGCUUCAACAUCCCACACUGUAAAGUUAUGAUGCAGGAGGCCUUGUACAUGAAAGCAGACGUGGUAGUGUUCCAUAACCUCGAGCUGUCAACAGGACGGCUGAAACUGCCCCUGGAGCUCCCCAGGCCGCCGGGCCAGAGGUGGGCUUGGAUGUCCAUACAGUCCCCUGAUAACAACGGGAGACUGCUGGUAGAAUAUGGAGGUGUGUUCAACCUCACCGUGAACUACAGGAGAGACGCAGAUGUUAGCAUACCAUAUGGUGGGUUUGUACCACGAGAGUUUGGAGAUCCAGUGGACGACAUCCCAAUGGAGAAAACUGAUCUGGUCUGCUGGGUGGUCAGCCACUACAAGGAUUCCUUCAGAAGAAGCCAAGUGUACGAAGAACUCAACGCAGUCAUUCCUGUAAAGGUCUAUGGACGCUGGUCAAAUAAUCCUCUUGAGCCCAAAGACCUUCUUCCUACAAUAUCUCGUUGCUACUUCUAUUUGGCCUUCGAGAACAGCAUCGCCAAAGAUUAUAUCACAGAGAAACUGUGGAUCAAUUCCUACCAAAGUGGGGCGGUGCCGGUCGUCCUGGGACCACCGGUGGAGGAAUACAAGGCUGUGGCGCCGCCUUACUCUUUCAUCCACGUCGACGAGUUUGCUUCAGUGAAAGAACUUGCCGAGUAUCUGCAGGAGCUGGCGGGCGACGCCAAGCGUUACGGCGAGUAUAUGCAAUGGAAGAGAGACUGGAAGGUGCAACCGUCCAUUAACAAGGAAUGGAGAUUGUGUCAGAUCUGCUUGCGGUACCCCAGCUUCCCUCCGCACAAAGUCUACACUGACCUGGCAGCCUGGGAUAAAGCUACUUAAAAACCUCUGAAGUCCGACAUCAUCCAGCCAAGAAACAUUUGUCCCUCAUGACAAAAAAUGGUGUGUUUCCCAAAACUGCUGUAACGUGUUUCCCAAAUCUUCUUGUAAGAGAACAGACACCUGAUAAAAGACGUAUUUCGACACUAAAACUUGUUUAAAAACACAAUGGAAUUGAUACAGAGUAAAAAUGAUGUUCUGUUAGUCAGUAGACAACAACAAUAAAUAGUGGUAGGUCACAUAUGACUUAAAGACAUCUCAUUUGUUCCGAUUAUCCACAACAUCAUCGUUAUUCAUACUUUAUUUAGUGAUUUAAAAAAUAAACGUCCAAAUACAAUAGUUUAGACAACGGUAUUGACUUAUGUUUUGGUUUUUCCUCUCUGUUUGUUUUUAUUUCCUGUCAGCGCUCUUAUUUUGGUUCAGUUUCCUGCUUGUCUCCCUGAGCGCUGUUUCCCCUCAGCUGCGGCUGAUUGGCACCUGGCCACACCUGGUGUCAAUCAGCCGGCUGCUAUUUAGACCUGCUUUGCCCUCCAGUCAGUGCUGGAGUAUUGUCGUUGUAGCUGUAAACUACUACCUCUAGCUGUAAGCUGUAUGCUGUGGACUGUUUGCUGUUUCCAGUUUUCCUGUUUGCUGGUUCCUGUUCCCUGUCUCCAGUUUGCCUGUCCCUGGUUCCUGGUUUGUGUUUUGCCUUAUUUUGGACAUUAAAUCAUG